GGAGGGAGAGAGCGAGAUAUAGAGAGAGAAAACGAGGAGAGAACGACGAAAGGAGGAAGGGCGGAAGAACCAAAAAAAAGAUGGCGGAAAGAGGAGAGACGAGCUCGACGGGAGGGAGCGAUGAGACGCAGGAUCCAUUCACGUCGACCAAGAAGAUCUCCAGAAGACCCAAAUAUUCUAGGUUCACCCAACAGGAACUUCCCGCUUGCAAACCAAUUUUGACUCCCGGUUGGGUUAUUACAACUCUUAUUCUCGUCGGUGUGGUCUUCAUCCCAGUUGGUCUCGCCUCUUUGUUUGCCUCUCAAAGAGUUGUAGAAAUCGUGGAUCGAUAUGACAAAGAUUGCAUUCCUCCAAGUUUCAAGGACAAAGCUCUCGGCUACAUUCAAGACGUUACAACUAAUAAGACUUGCUCGAGGAGUCUAAUUGUCCCAAAGCAAAUGAAAAGCCCCAUUUACGUCUACUAUCAGCUGUCUAACUUCUAUCAGAAUCAUCGCCGAUAUGUCAAGAGUAGGAGCGAUGAACAAUUGCGAAGCAACAGAAGUGAGCGGAAAACAACCAAUUGUGAGCCCGAAGCAUUAGUGGGAGAGGAUCAGCCAAUCGUUCCUUGUGGCCUCAUUGCAUGGAGCUUGUUCAAUGACACUUACAAGUUUACGGUGAACGAUGAGCCGCUGGACGUCAACAAGAGUAACAUAGCAUGGGAUAGCGACCGAAAGCAUAAGUUCGGAUCUGACGUCUACCCGAAGAAUUUCCAAAGCGGACGUCUAAUCGGCGGUGCAAAACUUGAUUCAAGCGUCCCUUUGAGUGAACAGGAGGAUCUGAUCGUGUGGAUGCGCACGGCAGCAUUGCCGACUUUUAGAAAACUAUAUGGAAGGAUAGAGUCCAACCUCGAAGCAGAUAACAAGAUCACGGUCACGAUACAGAAUAAUUACAACACCUACGAUUUCGGGGGCAAGAAGCACUUGGUGCUAUCGACCACCAGUUGGAUGGGUGGGAAGAAUGACUUCCUGGGAGUGGCAUAUUUGGCUGUUGGAGGGAUUUGCUUGUUCUUGGCAAUAGCCUUCAUAAUUGUCUAUGUGCUCAAGCCAAGGCCUCUUGGAGAUCCAUCUUACCUAUCAUGGAAUAGGAAUCCAGCAGGACACUUGAACUAGUGCCUAAGUUUCAAAUCUGGAAUGCCAUGUUUCGAAGGAUUCAUGUCAUGUAUGGUACUUUGGUUUUGUGACAUUUAAUACUCUACUAUACAGUUGAGUCAUUGUAAAGGGAGACUUCAUCUUUUGUAGCUUACUAAAGCUCGGGAUGAAUUCAGA
Molecule: messenger RNA, 1304 nt
Organism: Syzygium oleosum
Lineage: Eukaryota; Viridiplantae; Streptophyta; Magnoliopsida; Myrtales; Myrtaceae
Product: ALA-interacting subunit 1-like
Exons: 8
Coding region: 81-1148 (355 amino acids)
Cellular component (GO): plasma membrane; Golgi apparatus; endoplasmic reticulum
Source: RefSeq, a predicted model, not a curated record